Messenger RNA from Parus major (Great Tit), 5216 nucleotides. It is a transcript of the gene HTR2C, whose product is annotated as 5-hydroxytryptamine receptor 2C. NCBI's taxonomy places the organism in Eukaryota, Metazoa, Chordata, Aves, Passeriformes, Paridae. The coding region runs from base 969 to 2387 and encodes 472 amino acids. Gene Ontology annotation, biological process: G protein-coupled receptor signaling pathway, coupled to cyclic nucleotide second messenger; chemical synaptic transmission. Gene Ontology annotation, molecular function: neurotransmitter receptor activity; G protein-coupled serotonin receptor activity. The transcript is spliced from 5 exons. The record is from RefSeq and is a predicted model, not a curated record. Gene Ontology annotation, cellular component: plasma membrane; dendrite.
GUUCAUGUCAUUCUGUGGAGACAGCGAGCUGACACAGAAUUCAUUCUUCCCAGUGAUACUUUCUGGAGGAUCAGCUCUCUUUUUGCUGCCUGUGGUGCUGUCACCCAGGAUGAAAAGCUGUAGAUACCCCAGGGCUGCAGCGUGGGCUUUCAGUGACUUGGAUGAGAACUGCACAGAUGCAUCAGAACAGCAUGGGCAGCGACUUCUGGGAAGAUCAUGAAAAACUAAAGGCUGGCUAAUGGACCCCAGUUCCUCUCCCUUCCCUUUUGGCAGCCGUUCAUGAUAACACAAAAGGUCUCCCUGGCACGUUUGAGUCUCCUCCCCAGCGAGCAGUUCAGCCCAGUGCCAUCCACAGGUUUGGGGUGCUUUGAGAGGAGCCCACUGAAUUCCUGCUAGGGGGGCCUGAGCCGCAGCCACAGCAAACCUGCCCAGCUCAUCACUGCACACACGCCUCACAUCUCCCUGGAGCAGCUGCCAGAGGGGCUGAACUUCCCUGUUUCCUGCUCUGCUGCCCAGGUCCUGCUCCAUGACGGCAGAGGCUGGUGGAAACCCACAUCUCUGUGGUUCUGCGUGAGAUCCUCGCCCCGCUCGUCCACGGCCUCUCCCUGCGCCAGCCCCUGCCUGCAGCGCUGCAUCACCACCCACCAGAUGUGCAAGUGGCUGCAAAGAGCUCCCCUCCCUGAGCACAGGUGCUCUCUGUCAAGAAAAAAAAUGGUGAACUUGGAAACCAGCUGGAGAUUGCAAAGUCUCCUUUCCCUUGAGGUUGGUGGUCAAUGGUUGUCAUCUACCACUCCUAAGGACACUAGAAGAGCUCCACGCUAAUUUCUGUAAGGUCUGCUUCACUAUGGAAGAUCAAAUGAUUUUCUGGCUCAGGUUUCGUGAUGUUCGGCAUCUGCCUUGGACCUGGAAUUUGGAAAAGGGAUCGUCUCUGAGGCACGGUUAAAAGACAGAGAAACCAGCCCCAGACAAUGAGCACUUUAAGUAGCACUGGAAUAUUACUCAGCUUAACAACAGUGUCUGUUACACUGGAUUUUAGUUUGCACGGUGGUCUGAUGGCUUGGUCCUUAAGCAGCAAUUUGACUCUGAACCAGAGUUUGCCUACAUCUGAUCCUCUCAACACCUCUGAGAAGGGCGAAGUCUCUCGGAUGUCCGUGAGGGAGAAGAAUUGGCCAGCCCUCCUGAUCUUGGUUGUCAUCCUGCUGACCAUUGGGGGGAACAUACUGGUAAUUAUGGCUGUGUCCUUGGAGAAGAAGUUGCAGAAUGCCACAAACUUCUUCCUGAUGUCGCUGGCAGUAGCAGACAUGCUGGUGGGUAUCCUGGUCAUGCCCGUGUCGCUCAUUGCAAUCCUGUACGAUUAUGCUUGGCCUUUGCCUAAACAGUUGUGCCCUAUAUGGAUUUCCCUAGAUGUGCUCUUUUCAACUGCAUCUAUCAUGCAUCUCUGUGCCAUCUCUCUUGAUCGGUACGUAGCAAUUCGCAAUCCCAUUGAGCACAGCCGCUUCAAUUCCCGCACCAAGGCCAUUAUGAAAAUUGCUGCAGUUUGGACCAUAUCCAUAGGGAUAUCUAUGCCUAUUCCGGUCAUUGGUUUGCAGGAUGACUCCCGGGUGUUUGUAAAUGGGACCUGCGUCCUUAACGACGAGAACUUCAUCCUCAUUGGAUCCUUCAUGGCUUUCUUCAUCCCUCUCAUCAUCAUGGUGAUCACGUACUGCCUGACUGUGCAGGUGCUGCAGAGACAGGCCACGGUGUUCAUGUGUGGAGAGGUGCCCAAGCAGAGGAGGAGCAGCGUGAACUGCCUCAAGAAGGAAAACAACACAGAGAACAUCUCAAUGCUUCACAAUCACGAGGGGGCAUCCCACUUGAACUCCCCUGUAAAUAAGGAGGCGGUGCUUUUCCGGAAAGGAACGAUGCAGUCCAUCAACAACGAGCGGAGAGCCUCCAAGGUCCUGGGCAUCGUCUUCUUUUUGUUCCUCAUCAUGUGGUGCCCGUUUUUCAUCACAAAUGUCAUGUCUGUCCUUUGCAAGGAAGCCUGCGAUAAAGACCUGCUGAGUGAACUCCUUGACGUGUUUGUUUGGGUGGGGUAUGUGUGCUCCGGCGUGAAUCCCCUGGUGUACACCCUCUUCAACAAAACCUACCGCAGGGCUUUCUCCAAUUACAUCCGCUGCCAAUACAAGCCCGGUAAAAAAUCAGCACUGCAGCAGAAUCAGUGUCUGAAUGUGGCUUCAACAGCGUUAUAUGGGAAAGACCUGACUUUAACUAGUUAUCGAAAUGGCAAUGACUUCAAUAGCAUGGAACUAGAUGAAGCUGAGGAGGGCCUUGAGAUGCAACCAGGGACUUCAGAGCUCUCCAUAAACAGCUGUAAUGUUGUAAGUGAACGAGUGAGCUGUGUGUAAAAGUGACUCUCACAGACCUUUGCUACGGUGUAUCUGUAGCCAAAAUAUAUUGUGUAAAAAUGUAAGCGUCGGUCAAAGGACAAUGUAAAUAUUGCAUUCUGAACAAAGCUUUGUUUUUUUUUUAAAGAGAAAAAAGAGUUGUCUUUCCAGUCCAGUACUUAAAAUAAUAUAUAUUAAUAUACUGCAGUGAAGUUUAAGGUUCUAUAUUUACUGUUAAUACUAGAUCAGAACUAUUAGUUACUUUGCAUAUGUCAUGGACAAAAUGUUUGAAUUCUUCUUCCAGUGCAUGAACAAAAAUGCUGAUUAUUUAUCUCAGGUGGAAUUUGCUGGAGUCCAGAAUGGCACGUUAAUAGUUAUAUAUCAAAUACAUGCUAUUAGACUUGGUCAGUAUAACUUUCUUUUUCAAGUUGACAGUAAAUAUAUACUUUAAAUCCUCACCCCUAUUUGUGCCGUGUAAAGACUUUACAGAAACCUGGCAGAGAGAUAUGAAAACAGCGUAGUGACCGUGCAGGCACCUGGCCAGACAUGUCCUGUUACGUGUAGUGGCUUCUGCCAUACUGGGUCAAUCUUGCACUUCAAGGGACCUUUGUUAGGUUCUGGCUCCCUCUCCAAUCCUGCUGUUUUCUUUCCAUUCCUCAGGAGGCUCUGGCUCCCCUAAGAAAGGUAGGGAAUAUGGUUUUGCAGUCCUGGCUAGGAUCACUUUCAGACUUGGAGAAGCAUGAGAAACAGAGCGAUCCCCAGUUAUCUAUUUCAAACAUUCAAUAAAUGGAAGGCCUAGGAUUUAUUAAAAGCCCUCCCUUGGUCUUGCAGCUAACCAUCAGCUCUGGGAUGGAGCAGGCUGUGCUCAGUGUGGCCAUCACUGCCUUCACAGAUUGUUGGAGGAUCAGGGGCCCUGGCCUCCUGAAGGAGAGCUCUCUGGCCUUGGAAGAGCCCAAAUCUCUGCUCUUCUCACUCCUCACAUCUUGUUAUGCUUUAGCUGGUUUAUCAUUUGCUUCUAUUCUCCAGCACAGUGCUGGUGGUAGAGCACUGCUGUGGGCACAGAGCAGAAGGUUCUCAGUGUGUGGUGCUGGCCAGGGUCGAGCUGUGAGGAGCAGGAUGUGCCUCCCUGCAGAAUGCUGGAGAGAGGUGUAAGCGAGGGUCCCUGCUCCUGUCUCAGGAGGGGGUGGGCAGAGCUGAACAGAGCAUUGGAAUCAUUUGCUGGUGACAUGGUUCUAAAGCAAAUGGUGACCAAGGACAGCAGGGAAGCAGGCCUGGAGGUAGUCUGCGUGGAAUAUGAAUCUGGAGUAACUUUUAAAUUUGAUUUAUUCCAUUUUACUCCCAAAGUAAAUUAGAGUAUAUCAUAUUAAUGCCACUUACAUCUCUAAUGAAAGCAUCCACAUUGGGAUUGAGUGCAUUUUAAGUAAUCUGCUUUUAAUACACACCAUGUAUAAUUUGAAUUAAUUUUCCUCUGCAUUCCUGUGUACACAAACCCUCCAAGGCACUGUGUCUUUCUGGCACUGUGCCUCUGGGGUGAUGCCUCUCAUGCAGAUUUCCUUAUGUGGAGUAUUGUCUGAUGCCAGAUAUCACCCAUAAGGUUUUUAUAUCUUCAUUAACUACUACACAGAUGCUGCAGUGCCCAUCUAACAUGGAUGCAUUUAGCAUCACUGACAGCCUCUGGCUAAGAUAAUUGUCGGAACAGAGAAGCUUACACUGGGCAUGGAUAAAUUGCAUUUUAUUUACAUGAAUUGCUUGUACUCUCAGCUUGUUGUGUUUAUUCCAUUAAAAUUAACUUGUAGAAGAACUGGAAAAUUCUGCCAGUGCUUGAGGUUGCACUGGCUGUGUGCAGCUACAACCUUGCUGAGGCCAAUACUAAAACACAACAUUUGGGUUGUAUCUGCUGCUGGGUUGAUCCCAGACUGGUGCACUGAAGUUGAAGGUCUUUUCUCCUUCAUCCCCUCCUGGGAUAAAUCCAUACUACUUUCCUGCAGGCAGAUGAGGCAUCCCAGUGCAGAGUGCAACUCACUGCUGGCAGAAGGCAGCAGAGCUGCUCCAUGUGCCAGCCUGCAGAUACCACCACAGGCCUGAAUGCUUGGGAAUCCACUUGCCUCUUGAAAAAGGUCAGGUAAUCUGUAGGAAAGCCUCUGUCCAGAGACACAAACUUGCACUUCAGUGACUGCCCUUUACCCUGAGUCAGAUUUUAUUAUUUCAAACAGUACAGAAAAAUCAGAAAAAUCACAGUGUAUUUUAAAUUUUUUUCCCCUUUGGGUGAAUUUAUAGCACAUCUCUUCCAGACACCUGUAUGUGUGUGUAUAUAUAUAUACACACACACGUGUAUAUCUUUAAGAACCAACCACAGACUUUGAAAGCAUUUAGCAAUAAGUUGAAUUACAGUAGCUUCUAACACGUGUAAGUUGUGUGAACAGCUCAUUUUCCACAGCAUCCUGGAGCUCAGUGUAAGUGCUCACACAGGCAUUGUCUUCGCAUAGGAGCCUUCACGUCUCACCCUUGCCGGUUCUGUUGUAUGGGCAAAAAGGGAACCUGCUAUAUUUGGAUGUAAAUAAUGAGUUGAACAGAGAAUUUUCAGAAUUUUUAUAAGCAUUUUUAAAAAAAUUCAGCACCAGAACUGUAAAUAUGCCAACCUCAGCUGGACCCGUUCUGAUGUCCAUCUCUUGUUUGGAUGAAGAGCCAAGGGGACUGCCUUACAGCACCUGUGUUCCUCCCAGCCAGCAGGGGAGAACAUUUCUCUGAAUGGUUAAAUACUGUCACGUACCCAACUUUCUUUGGGUCAUUCACAUCAGGGUUUUGUGAUGCUGCUAUUAAUUUAUUAAAGAAAGUUUGUUGAUUUAGUCA